Molecule: messenger RNA, 4925 nt
Organism: Drosophila takahashii
Lineage: Eukaryota; Metazoa; Arthropoda; Insecta; Diptera; Drosophilidae
Gene: RecQ4
Product: RecQ4 helicase
Biological process (GO): double-strand break repair via homologous recombination; DNA replication
Cellular component (GO): nucleus; cytoplasm; chromosome
Molecular function (GO): 3'-5' DNA helicase activity; zinc ion binding; nucleic acid binding
Source: RefSeq, a predicted model, not a curated record
CUUGUUCCAAAUGUUUGUUUUUUAAUAUUAAUAACAAUAUAAGACGGCCCAAGAUAUGGAUGAUUCGGUGUUUAAGCUGAAAUACCAGAAGUACAAGCUGCGCGUCAAAUUGUGGGAGAAGGACUUCAAGAAGAAGAAUGGUCGUGUUCCAUCAAAGUAUGAUAUUAGGGAGGCCAGCCAGGAGAUUCGCGACUCGUACAAAAUGUACUACAAGCUGAAGACAUCCUUUCUGGAGGAGACCCUUAACGAUGUGCUCAGCGAGGAUGGCUUCGAUAUCCUGGAGAUGUCGCAGACCAGCGAACUGGGUGUGAGCAUGCUGGAUCAGGACCUCAGUCUGAAUGGAGGACCCCAGUUGCCGCUGAAUAUAUCCGCUCUGGUGGAGCCACAGAGCUCCGGCAAUCUGCAGGAGGAGAGCUCGUUUUCCAAUCUCCAGGACCUGCCCAAUCGUCAAGUGCUCACCAAUCUGGUGAAUCGCGAUGAGAACCAUGUGAUCCGUAGUUUCGAGGCCGUGGAGGAGCUGCCCCUUAACCGGAAUGCCUGGGGCUUGGAUGUAAGCAAGAAGCCAGCAGCUCCACCACAGCCAUUGGGAGCUUCCAUGUCCGCUCCUUUGCAGGGCAAGCAGCUAAAACCACUGGCCAGUCUUAAGCCCAGUUUGAGUGCCAAGUUAUUCCAGUCCACGCGCGGAUUUGCCAAGCGAAAUCCCCGAAAGCCUUUGUCCAACUCUUCCAUCAACGCCUCCAGUUCCACCAGUUCGCUGAGCACAGUUUCCGCCGAUCCGGUAGAGGAACUGCCCGAUUUUGAGACCAUCCUCAUACGCAAGGCUCAGGAGUACAAGGAAAAGGAGCUGGCCCUGGCCAACAAUUCGCUGCUGGCCGGCGAUCUCAGCAAGGAUCACAUUAAAACCCAGGUGGACGACGGCUGGUUGCAGCGAAAUACCAAGGAGAAUACUCUGGAGGCGGAGACGCCCUUUGCGGAAACAAAUAAUAGUACUAAUCCUCCAAAGAAAACGAACUUUGGACUGACCAAUCUUGAUUUAAGCAAAUUGAAGCCUUCUAUUAAGGAGGAGCAACCAGCGCAGGUUAAAAUAGAACCGAUGGCAGCUAAUAGUUCUGUCAUAAAUGAGAAAACGGAUCUACCAAGUGAGGAUCCUUCCACAUCCCGCCAAAAAUCGCCUGCUACCAAACCCAAAACACAACCUAAAGAGCAGGAAAGCAAUUCUGAUUCCGAUUCCGACUCUGUGGUGGCUGAAAGCGAGGAGGAACCGGAGCCCCAGGAAUACCGACAGCUGGCCAAACGCCGCAGGAUUAUGCCAACUGCUUCAGGUUCAAAUGAAGUAGCUGAAAUACCCACUAAAAAUGAACCGGAAGCGGAAACUUUGACUGCCGAAGAUCCAGAGGAUGAGUACGGCAAGGAUUUCUCUGCCGACGAAGAGCAGGAUGCCACCUAUGAACCCGAGAAGGGGAAAAAGGAUAAAGCAAAGCGCAAGCAAGCGGCGGGAAAACGAAAGACCGCCAAACCCAAAGCGGAACCCAAACCAAAAGCUGAAAAGAAGCCCAAGAUCAAGGCCGAAAAGAAGCCCAAGGCGGAGAAGAAGCCAAAGAACGCCAAGAAACCUGAACCUGAACUUCAGCAGGAAGAAGAGCAGAGCCAGCCCUUGAAUCCCGAAGAUCUAAAGUAUGUUUUGGCUCUGGAGGCAGGUGACAUCACCUCCGUGCCGCGCAUAAAUCAGCAGGAUCUGGAGCAAGCCGAUGCCACCGCUCAGCGCUACAUUAGCACCUUUGCUGCGCUGCCCAAAACAGAAUUUUCCAAUAUACGUGUAGAUGAAAAGCGAGCUGCUGCUCGUAAGAAAAUGGAGGAGCGCAUAGCCGCCGGAAAACUGAACGAGAACUUUGUGACCAUCAACAUUCAAAAGAAAAAGUUCGUGCGCGGCAAGAAGACGGUGAACUUCAGCAAAUACAAGAAGCAGCAGUGGCGCCACAAGAAGCGAGUGGCUGCUCUGAGUGGACCGGAUAUGGACAUGGGUGGCUGCGAUGGCGUGGUGCUCACAUGUUUCCAGUGCGGCGGAGUUGGUCACUUCGCGCAGCAGUGCAAAGUGAAGGGCGACAGCUUACUGCCUCUAUCCGCCCAGCUGGAGGAGGAUCCCUCGCCAUUUCCCACGCUCGCCGAGGUCCAGGAGAUGGCCAGCCAGGGAGCAGUGGUGGCUCACAGUCGCAACAUCUCAAGAUUACCGGAGGCUGCCAAUGCAGCCCUUUUGCAGGGCGAGGAAUCGGAUGAAUCGGAGGAGGAGAUCGAAGAGAGCAGCGGUGAUGAGGAGGGAAAACCGUAUGAGGAGCCCGAUUGGUCGGGCGAUGAGAUGGACAUCGACUUCGAGGCCCUGGAUGCAGCCGUGGAAUCCUCGCUAAGUCAGCCGAUCUCCCAGGAUAAACCAGUUUCUCCCAUCAAAAAAUACGUUGGCCACAAGAUUCCCGAGGAGUUCCUCAAGCAGGCUGGCCUAGACACCAGCGCCUCCACUUCAAAUCGCAGCCACCACGGCGGGGUGAAGCCCCUGUACGACCUCCUGCCGGACGGGAGUGUCCAGGACACCACACCCGAGGUGCUGGAGGCACUGCACAUGUUUGGACACAGUAAUUUCAGAAAGGGUCAAGAUCGGGCCAUCAUGCGCACUCUUUCGGGACUCUCCUCGCUGGUUACCCUCAGCACGGGCAGCGGUAAGUCCCUGUGCUACCAAUUGCCCGCCUAUUUGUAUAGUCGAAAGAUGGGGGCCAUUACGCUGGUCAUCUCACCUCUCGUCUCGCUCAUGGAGGAUCAAGUUACCGGAGUGCCGCACUUCCUGCGCGCCCACUGUCUGCACACCAACCAGACGGCGCCGCAGCGAAUGAAGAUCCAGCAGAUGAUUGCCAAUGGGGAGAUUGAUAUACUUUUGGUCUCUCCGGAAGCAGUGGUGGCCGGGGAAAGGGCCACCGGAUUCGGAGCUAUCCUCCGUCAACUGCCGCCCAUUGCGUUCGCCUGCAUUGACGAGGCGCAUUGCGUGUCCCAGUGGAGCCACAACUUUCGGCCCAGCUACCUGAUGAUCUGCAAGGUGCUGCGAAAGAAUCUCGGCGUGCACACGGUCCUUGGACUCACGGCUACGGCAACUUUGCCCACGCGGGUGAGCAUCAUCAAUCACCUGGGAAUUGCGGACGGAGAGCGUGGCGUCAUUAGCGAUAUCCCACUGCCAGACAAUCUGGUGCUGUCCGUCUCCAAGGAUCACAACCGGGAUGCGGCGCUGCUCCAGCUACUCAAUAGCGAACGCUUUGAGCCCUGCCAAUCCAUUAUUAUCUACUGCACGCGGCGCGACGAGUGCGAGCGAAUCGCUGGCUUCAUUAGGACCACUGUUCAGGACCGCCGGCAGCCGGUUCAGGAUCAGGGGAAGAAGCGCAAGCGGGUGAACUGGCAGGCGGAGCCCUACCAUGCCGGAAUGCCCGCCUCCCGGCGACGCACCGUCCAGAAGGCCUUCAUGGGCAACGAGCUGCGCAUUGUGGUGGCCACCAUUGCCUUCGGCAUGGGCAUCAAUAAGCCCGAUAUACGCGCCGUGAUCCACUACAAUAUGCCGCGAAACUUUGAGAGCUACGUCCAGGAAAUUGGACGAGCAGGACGCGAUGGUUUGCCCUCCCACUGUCACCUCUUCUUGGACGCCAAGGGUGGCGAUCAGAGUGAGCUGCGCCGGCAUGUGUAUGCCAAUUCGAUUGAUCGACAUGUGAUCCGCAAGCUGCUGCAGAAGAUUUUCGUGCCCUGUAGCUGCGAUAAGGAGGCUUCGAAGGGAGCGGCUCCUCCGCCGAUUGCCCUCGAGGGCGAUGGUCCGCGGGCUCAUGUGUGUCCGGGCCACGAGAUCGGCUUUUCGGUGGAGAAAACUGUUGAGAUGCUGGACAUCCCGGCGGAGAACAUAUCCACGCUGCUCUGCUACAUGGAGCUGGAUCCCCGCUGGUGCAUCAGUGUACUCAGCUCGGCAUAUGUAAUGGCCAAGGUGAUCUCCUACGGCGGACCCAAGUACCUGAAGCAUGCUGCAAAAGAAUGUCCACCCUUGGCCAUGGCCAUUGCCUUGCAGAUCAGGAACAAAACCUUCAAGGAGGACUCAAAUAUCAUAGAGUUCUCAGUCACAGACAUUGCGGCUGGAAUUGGCUGGAACAGCGGCGUGGUGAAGUACCAACUGAAGGACCUGGAGUGGGUGAAAGUAAAUGGAUUUCCAAAGCGAUCGCCCAUCACGGUGAGCUUCUUCGACUUGGGAUUCCGCAUCAAGGUGCCGGGCGACUUUACUGAAUCGGAGAUCGACGGCGCCCUGGACACUCUCUACACGCGAUCCGUGAAACAGGAGCGCACACAGCUCAUCCAGCUGCAAUAUGUGGCCCAUGGACUGGCGGCUGUGUCCUACAGCUCCUGCGGCCAGUGCUGCAAUGCGGAUUUCCCGCACGAUCGCGGCGAGCAGCUAAAGGCUAUCGUGCGCAACUACUUUGCCAAUGACUAUCCGCAGGAUCUGGAGCUGGAAGUAGAGCCCAGCAACGUGCCGGAUGAGCACAUCACAGACGACGUGCAUGCCCUGAUCAACAUGUAUCCGGACAACACGUUUAGCGGACGGAAUAUUGCCCGCAUCUUUCACGGCAUCAUGAGCCCCAACUAUCCCGCCGUCAUCUGGGGACGCUGCAAGUUCUGGCGCGCCCACGUCAAGGUCGAUUUCAAUCGCAUCCUGCAACUGGCCAACAUGGCCAUCAUUAAAAGGCGUACCUAACCGUGAUAUUUGGAUGGAUAACUGUGGGGGUUCUAUGAAAUAUAUGAUGCCCCGUUUACCUAAUUUAAUAGCUCCAUGAAUUUGAAGAUAUGUGAUGCCAUUCAAUAACAUUUGUUUUCUUUAUUUUUUAAGUAUGAUAAAUAAAUGUAAAUUAAUAAUCUAU